AUGCCUUCCUUCCACAUGUCGACUCAGAACAUCAAGGACACUUUGGCUCCUCGCGAGACCAACGGUCACGUUGUCUUUCUGAAGAAACUUCACUGGUUGAAGAAGGAAUCACAGGUAGAAGCCUACGUCGACGAAAUCAUUCGCCCGCGUCAGGUCGAAUACUACUGGCCAGAAAAGGAUGACAGAGCAAAGAAGGCCAAGCAGCAGAACAUGGGCUAUGUUUGGAUCCGCCUGCCUCUUCAGAACAGACAUCCCACGGGCAGACCGCACCACACGCCUCCAAUCAACACGCCUUCAGCUUCAACAGCUCUUCCUCCUGCGUCGGACUCUCAUCUCACGUCCGAAGACCCGGCAUGUGAUACCGCCUACAUGAGACUAUCCCACGCUACCACGACGCCUGGAAACACUCCUGCCGCCAAUUUUGCCAAUAUCAAACUCAUCAUGACCGGUGAUGCCCUUGUGGAUUCCCAGCCUCAGAACGAGGGAGGUGGUCCUACUGGGGAGGAUAGCGCGUCAGAAUCCGCGGAAGAGGAUUCGUACUCUGACGUCGAAUCUCUCGGCCUAGACUUGUCCUAG
Colletotrichum siamense is the source of this 576-nucleotide messenger RNA. RefSeq lists its product as uncharacterized. The transcript has 2 exons. The record is from RefSeq and is a predicted model, not a curated record. Lineage: Eukaryota; Fungi; Ascomycota; Sordariomycetes; Glomerellales; Glomerellaceae. The coding region runs from base 1 to 576 and encodes 191 amino acids.